AUCCAUUAUGACAAUUGUGAUGAAAGGCUUGAAAAAAGCUGCACACACAAAACAAGCUGGGAUGCAACUAAACUAAACAUGUGAGUUGAUUUAGAGACUUGCCCAAGCAAACAUUUCGACGACGGAGGAUUGAUCAGCAUGACUGGUACGCUGCACGAUUCCCACAGGCUUUCAGUGAAAACAUGGACAGAGGAAGAGAGUGAUCGUGCUGACAGCAUACUUAGCAGAGGACAAUCGAUAUGUGAUGACACUUCUUCAGAGCUGCAGAGAAUGGCAGCCAUUGAAAGGAAUUCCCAGAGUUCCUUUCGAGGCAGAGGAGCGCUGUCCAGAAUAGUGAGUAUGGUGAUGACUCUGAGGGAAUGGGCCCAGAAGAGUCUGGCCGAGGAGACAGAGCGACCCGAUUCCUUUUUGGAGCGCUUCAGGGGUCCGGCCAACAUGGACAUGCAGGCCCCGCCCAGCAGGUUCAGCCACAGCCACACUGGUUCUGAUACAGGAAAUGAAAUUCGAUGCUCCCAGCGCAAGAGGAGGAAGAAGUGGAAAGUUGUGGUUUUAUCCCCAUCUGAUGAUGCCUACUACAACUGGCUGAUAGUGGUUGGGGCAGCAGUUUUUUAUAACUUCACCCUAUUAGUUGUAAGGGCCUGUUUUGAUGAGCUUCAGAUGAAAAAUAUUCUGGUAUGGCUAGUGCUAGACUACAUCUGUGAUGGAGUCUACAUACUGGAUAUAGCUGUUCGUCUCCACACAGGGUUUUUGGAUCAAGGCUUGUUGGUGAAAGAUGUGCGUCGUCUGAGAGAAACCUACAUCCGAACAUUACAGUGUACACUGGAUGUCUGCUCCAUCCUCCCUACGGAUCUCCUGUACCUCAUAGCUGGAAUGAGCUACACUCCUCUUCUACGGUUCAACCGGCUGCUGCGGCUGCCACGCCUGUUCGAGUUCUUCGAACGAACAGAAACACGAACGAGCUAUCCAAAUACAUUCCGCAUCUGCAAGUUAGUCCUCUACAUCCUGGUUAUCAUCCACUGGAAUGCCUGUGGGUACUACAGUUUCUCCAAAGUCCUGGGUCUGGGCUCCGACUCAUGGGUUUAUCCAAAUUCUUCUGACCCUGAGUUUGGAUCCCUAGCCAGAAGCUAUAUAUACUGUCUGUACUGGUCGACUCUGACACUCACCACCAUUGGUGAGACCCCUCCUCCUGUCAGAGAUGAGGAAUAUCUGUUCUUGAUAUUUGACUUUCUGAUUGGUGUUCUGAUAUUUGCCUCCAUUGUUGGCAAUGUUGGAUCCAUGAUCUCCAACAUGAAUGCAACACGAGCUGGCUUUCAAAACCGCGUAGAUGCCCUCAAACACUAUAUGCACUUCAGACAUGUCAGCAAGGUCCUGGAGCAGCGUGUCAUUCGCUGGUUUGACUACCUCUGGACUAAUCAGAAGACGAUAGAUGAACAAGAAGUGCUGAGAAGCUUGCCAAAUAAACUGCGCGCAGAGAUCGCAAUUAAUGUUCAUCUGGACACACUGAAGAAGGUGCGUAUUUUCCAGGAUUGUGAGGCAGGUCUCCUCGUAGAGUUGGUGUUAAAACUUCGACCCCAGGUUUUCAGUCCUGGUGACUACAUCUGCAGAAAGGGUGAUGUGGGUAAGGAGAUGUACAUCAUUAAAGAGGGCCACCUGGCAGUGGUGGGGGAUGACAGAGUCACCCAGUUUGCUGUCCUGACCGCAGGAAGCUGCUUUGGAGAAAUCAGCAUCCUAAACAUCAGCGGCAGCAAGAUGGGGAACAGACGCACCGCUAACAUAAGGAGUCUGGGCUACUCAGACCUCUUCUGCCUUUCCAAACAAGACCUGAUGGAGGCACUUCAAGAGUUCCCCCACGCCAGGUCCCAGCUGGAGCAGAGGGGGAGGGACAUCCUUCAGAAGGAGGGUCUUUUGGAGGAGGUCAGCGUGUCUGCUGGAGAAGAACUGGAGGAGAAGCUGGAGAGGAUGGAGUCCGGUCUGGAUCGUCUGCAGACAAGUUUCGCGCGCCUGCAGAGCGAGUUCAACUCUUCCCAGCUUCGACUGAAAAAGAGAAUCACAGACCUUGAACACAACAUCACCACAGCAACCAACGGCAGCGGCUUCCUGUCAGACCCUGACGGCACUGAGAGCAUCUCUGGCUGUGACUUUGUACGAUCUGAAAUCAACAUCCGACUCUGAAUACUCAUUUUACACAACUGACACAACAUACAGUUAUUUUUUAUUUUCGAUAAUUUUUUAUAUAGACUUAUCUCGACAUACAGUAUUUUAUUAAAUUAUUUGUAAUACUUGAGCUUUUCCAGAUCUUCUAAUAUUUUCAACCACAACUUUACGUUUUUUUGUGACAGACACACAGUCCAAAAUUGUAAAGUGGAAGGAAAAUGAUAUAUGGUUUCUACCAGUUUUGUACAAAUAAAAAAAGUAUGACAAGCAUUUGGAUUUAGCUCCCCUGAGUCGACAUCUUCCGGAAGCAACUGCAAAAAUUUUGGGCUAUGUCUCCAACAGCAUUUCACAUUUAGAGACUUAAAUGGUUCUUUGCAAAAUGGGUGAAGCUCAGUCAGAUUGGAUGGAGAGCUCUGGUGAUCAGUUAUUUUCAAGUCAUUCUUCUGGCGAAUUUAUCACAUGAAUAUGCUUUGAUCUAAAGGAUUCCACUCUAGCUCUGGAUGUGUGUUUAGGAUUGUUGUCCUGUUGGAAGGUGAACCUUUGCCCACUCUCAAGUAUGUUGCAGCAUCUAACAGCUUUUCUUCCAGGGUUGCCCUUAUUAAGCACCAUUCAUCUUAUCAACUUUGUCCUGUUUAAACGUCUCUGAUGUAGAAAAGUAUCCCCACAGCAUGAUGCCAUAACCACCAUUUUUUACCAUGUGGAAGGUUAUAUUCCAGGUGAUGUGCAGCUUUACUUUUCCGCUACACGUAACCUUUUCCAUGUAGGUCAAAAAGCUCAGAUUUGGUCUCAGCUAACCAUAAUACAUUGUUCCUCAUCUUUACUGUGUCCCCUAAACAUGACUUCUUGCAGCUUUCAGCCGUAGAUCGCGUGGCCCACAUGUAUAGAGGCUUCUGCCCUCAGCGCAGCUGUCCCCUGGUUUGAGUCCUGACCACAGCGACCUGUACUGCAUGUCUUCCUCCUUUCUUUACCCUAUUUCCUGCCUACUUACUUUCAAAGAAAAAUGACAAAAUAAAGGCCAAUAAUGCUGCAAAACAAAUAUAAAAAAGAACAAUCUCUUUCUUCUGACAGCUCUUCCAUAAAGGUCAGGUUUCUGGAGUGUGUGACUUAUAGUUGCCCUGUCAAUAGAUUAUCCCACCUGAGCAAGAACUCUGCAGCUCCUCCAGAGUUACCAUGGGCCUCUUGGCUGCUAUUCUAAUUUCUGCUCGCCUCACCCUGUCUGUAAGUUUGUGUUUACAGUCAUGUAUGGGUUGGUCUUCAUGAUGCUGUUUGGUCACUAAAGUUCUCUAUCAAAGUUCUGAGACCUUCACAGAACAGCUGGGAUUAAAUUACACUAAGGCAGACUCUAUUUAGUAAUUAGGUGGCUUGUGGAGGUAAGUGGAUGUUUUUAUUCAGGGGUAUCAGAAUAAAUGGGAGUGAUUAUAAAUACGCACCAGACUUUUCACAUUUUUAUUAGCAAAAAAAAAAAAUAAAAAAAAAUCAUGUACCAUUUUCCUUUUCCUUUACAGCUGUGUUUCUGUAUGACAUGAAUCACAAUAGAAUAAAUUGAGGUCUGUGGUUGUAAAUAAAAUGUGGAAAGUUUAAGGGCUAUAAAUCUUUUCUUCCUGAUAUUCUACCAUUCAGGAUUAAACAAAUGCGUAGAUAAAAUUGUAAUACAUAGUAACAUAUAACAUGAAUAGAUUUAGUGAGAUAAUUUAUUGGAAAAGAAAAAAGAUUCCAUCAUGCUUUGAGCUUGAACCCCCAAUAAAUGAAAAUGUUUUAGUUAAUUAGUUGAUUGGUUAUUUUUUGUUAAGCUGUUUGAUGUUUUACUCUUUGGCAAUUGUUAAAGUCAUUAAUGGAUUAAUUGACUUGAAAAUCCCAUCUAAACUAUUUGUUUGUAGUUUAAGAUAUGUGAAUCUGUUUUAGCUGUAAAAAGAAAAGUCUGUGUGAAAAUGUCAGGUUUAAACAACUGAACAAUACGUAUAACAACACAAAAAGAAGAGAGAGACAAAGUAUUAGUUAUUUUACUCGCUUGCGAGGAGAGACGGUCAGAGUUGCUUUCAGUUACAAACUCUCCACCGCUCUCAAACCCAUCUAACCGCUCCCUCUUUUUAUUAUUGUCUUUCGGGGGUCCCUAGUUUACAAAAACAUUAAUCUCUAAAGGAUGGGAAAACAACAGCUGCAUCGUAAACAAGUCAUAAACAGCUUUAUCCAUUAACAACAUAU
Molecule: messenger RNA, 4356 nt
Organism: Girardinichthys multiradiatus
Lineage: Eukaryota; Metazoa; Chordata; Actinopteri; Cyprinodontiformes; Goodeidae
Product: cyclic nucleotide-gated cation channel-like
Exons: 11
Coding region: 139-2172 (677 amino acids)
Biological process (GO): monoatomic cation transmembrane transport
Cellular component (GO): plasma membrane; intracellular cyclic nucleotide activated cation channel complex
Molecular function (GO): intracellularly cGMP-activated cation channel activity; protein-containing complex binding; cGMP binding
Source: RefSeq, a predicted model, not a curated record